This is a messenger RNA of Saccharomyces cerevisiae S288C, 4125 nucleotides long. It is a transcript of the gene YML133C, whose product is annotated as Y' element ATP-dependent helicase. The transcript is spliced from 2 exons. The record is from RefSeq and is marked reviewed. Gene Ontology annotation, biological process: telomere maintenance via recombination. Lineage: Eukaryota; Fungi; Ascomycota; Saccharomycetes; Saccharomycetales; Saccharomycetaceae. Gene Ontology annotation, molecular function: ATP binding; nucleic acid binding. The coding region runs from base 1 to 4125 and encodes 1374 amino acids.
AUGAAAGUUUCCGAUAGGCGUAAGUUUGAAAAAGCAAACUUUGACGAGUUUGAGUCGGCUCUAAAUAACAAAAACGACUUGGUACAUUGUCCCUCAAUAACUUUAUUUGAAUCGAUCCCCACGGAAGUGCGGUCAUUCUACGAAGACGAAAAGUCUGGCCUAAUCAAAGUGGUAAAAUUCAGAACUGGUGCAAUGGAUAGGAAAAGGUCUUUUGAAAAAAUUGUCGUUUCCGUCAUGGUCGGGAAAAAUGUACAAAAGUUCCUGACGUUUGUUGAAGACGAACCAGAUUUCCAGGGCGGACCAAUCCCUUCAAAGUAUCUUAUUCCCAAGAAAAUCAACUUGAUGGUCUACACGUUGUUUCAAGUGCAUACUUUGAAAUUCAAUAGAAAGGAUUACGAUACCCUUUCUCUUUUUUACCUCAACAGAGGAUACUAUAAUGAGUUGAGUUUCCGUGUCCUGGAACGUUGUCACGAAAUAGCGAGUGCCAGGCCGAACGACAGCUCUACGAUGCGUACUUUCACUGACUUUGUUUCUGGCGCACCUAUUGUAAGGAGUCUUCAGAAAAGCACCAUAAGGAGAUAUGGGUACAAUUUGGCACCCCACAUGUUUUUGUUACUACACGUAGAUGAGCUAUCGAUUUUUUCUGCAUACCAAGCAAGUUUACCUGGCGAAAAGAAAGUCGACACAGAGCGGCUGAAGCGUGAUCUAUGCCCACGUAAACCCAUUGAGAUAAAGUACUUUUCACAGAUAUGUAACGAUAUGAUGAACAAAAAGGACCGAUUGGGUGAUGUUUUAGCUACAGCGCAACGUAUACGUCGACGAUACAACAAGAACAGUUCAUCGGAGCCUCGACUAAAGACGCUUGACGGACUCACUUCCGAGCGCUGGAUUCAAUGGUUAGGCCUUGAAAGCGACUACCAUUGUUCAUUCUCUAGUACUCGGAAUGCGGAAGACGUAGUGGCAGGUGAGGCGGCGAGUUCAGAUCAUCAUCAAAAAAUUUCAAGAGUAACGCGAAAAAGGCCCCGAGAGCCCAAGAGUACAAACGAUAUCCUCGUCGCAGGCCAGAAACUCUUUGGCAGCUCCUUUGAAUUCAGGGACUUGCAUCAGUUGCGCUUAUGUCAUGAAAUAUACAUGGCAGACACACCCUCUGUGGCAGUACAGGCCCCACCGGGCUAUGGUAAGACGGAGUUAUUUCAUCUCCCCUUGAUAGCACUGGCGUCUAAGGGCGACGUGAAAUAUGUGUCGUUUCUGUUUGUACCGUACACAGUGUUGCUUGCUAAUUGCAUGAUCAGGUUGAGCCGAUGCGGUUGCUUGAAUGUGGCCCCUGUAAGAAACUUUAUUGAAGAAGGUUGCGAUGGCGUUACUGAUUUAUACGUGGGGAUCUACGAUGAUCUUGCUAGCACUAAUUUCACAGACAGGAUAGCUGCGUGGGAGAAUAUUGUUGAGUGCACCUUUAGGACCAACAACGUAAAAUUGGGUUACCUCAUUGUAGAUGAGUUUCACAACUUUGAAACGGAGGUCUACCGGCAGUCGCAAUUUGGGGGCAUAACUAACCUUGAUUUUGACGCUUUUGAGAAAGCAAUCUUUUUGAGCGGCACAGCACCUGAGGCUGUAGCUGAUGCUGCGUUGCAGCGUAUUGGGCUUACGGGACUGGCCAAGAAGUCGAUGGACAUCAACGAGCUCAAACGGUCGGAAGAUCUCAGCAGAGGUCUAUCCAGCUAUCCAACACGGAUGUUUAAUCUAAUCAAGGAGAAAUCCGAGGUGCCUUUAGGGCAUGUUCAUAAAAUUUGGAAGAAAGUGGAAUCACAGCCCGAAGAAGCACUGAAGCUUCUUUUAGCCCUCUUUGAAAUUGAACCAGAGUCGAAGGCCAUUGUAGUUGCAAGCACAACCAACGAAGUGGAAGAAUUGGCCUGCUCUUGGAGAAAGUAUUUUAGGGUGGUAUGGAUACACGGGAAGCUGGGUGCUGCAGAAAAGGUGUCUCGCACAAAGGAGUUUGUCACUGACGGUAGCAUGCGAGUUCUCAUCGGAACGAAAUUAGUGACUGAAGGAAUUGACAUUAAGCAAUUGAUGAUGGUGAUCAUGCUUGAUAAUAGACUUAAUAUUAUUGAGCUCAUUCAAGGCGUAGGGAGACUAAGAGAUGGGGGCCUCUGUUAUCUAUUAUCUAGAAAAAACAGUUGGGCGGCAAGGAAUCGUAAGGGUGAAUUACCACCAAUUAAGGAAGGCUGUAUAACCGAACAGGUACGCGAGUUCUAUGGACUUGAAUCAAAGAAAGGAAAAAAGGGCCAGCAUGUUGGAUGCUGUGGCUCCAGGACAGACCUGUCUGCUGACACAGUGGAACUGAUAGAAAGAAUGGACAGAUUGGCUGAAAAACAGGCGACAGCUUCCAUGUCGAUCGUUGCGUUACCGUCUAGCUUCCAGGAGAGCAAUAGCAGUGACAGGUGCAGAAAGUAUUGCAGCAGUGAUGAGGACAGCGACACGUGCAUUCAUGGUAGUGCUAAUGCCAGUACCAAUGCGACUACCAACUCCAGCACUAAUGCUACUACCACUGCCAGCACCAACGUCAGGACUAGUGCUACUACCACUGCCAGCAUCAACGUCAGGACUAGUGCGACUACCACUGAAAGUACCAACUCCAGCACUAAUGCUACUACCACUGCCAGCACCAACGUCAGGACUAGUGCUACUACCACUGCCAGCAUCAACGUCAGGACUAGUGCGACUACCACUGAAAGUACCAACUCCAACACUAGUGCUACUACCACCGAAAGUACCGACUCCAACACUAGUGCUACUACCACCGAAAGUACCGACUCCAACACUAGUGCUACUACCACUGCUAGCACCAACUCCAGCACUAAUGCCACUACCACUGCUAGCACCAACUCCAGCACUAAUGCCACUACCACUGAAAGUACCAACGCUAGUGCCAAGGAGGACGCCAAUAAAGAUGGCAAUGCUGAGGAUAAUAGAUUCCAUCCAGUCACCGACAUUAACAAAGAGUCGUAUAAGCGGAAAGGGAGUCAAAUGGUUUUGCUAGAGAGAAAGAAACUGAAAGCACAAUUUCCCAAUACUUCCGAGAAUAUGAAUGUCUUACAGUUUCUUGGAUUUCGGUCUGACGAAAUUAAACAUCUUUUCCUCUAUGGUAUUGACAUAUACUUCUGCCCAGAGGGAGUAUUCACACAAUACGGAUUAUGCAAGGGCUGUCAAAAGAUGUUCGAGCUCUGUGUCUGUUGGGCUGGCCAGAAAGUAUCGUAUCGGAGGAUGGCUUGGGAAGCACUAGCUGUGGAGAGAAUGCUGCGAAAUGACGAGGAAUACAAAGAAUACUUGGAAGACAUCGAGCCAUAUCAUGGGGACCCUGUAGGGUAUUUGAAAUUUUUUAGCGUAAAAAGGGGAGAGAUCUACUCUCAGAUACAGAGAAAUUAUGCUUGGUACCUGGCCAUUACUAGAAGAAGAGAAACAAUUAGUGUAUUGGAUUCGACAAGAGGCAAGCAAGGGAGCCAAGUUUUCCGCAUGUCUGGAAGGCAGAUCAAAGAGUUGUAUUAUAAAGUAUGGAGCAACUUGCGUGAAUCGAAGACAGAGGUGCUGCAGUACUUUUUGAACUGGGACGAAAAAAAGUGCCGGGAAGAAUGGGAGGCAAAAGACGAUACGGUCUUUGUGGAAGCGCUCGAGAAAGUUGGAGUUUUUCAGCGUUUGCGUUCCAUGACGAGCGCUGGACUGCAGGGUCCGCAGUACGUCAAGCUGCAGUUUAGCAGGCAUCAUCGACAGUUGAGGAGCAGAUAUGAAUUAAGUCUAGGAAUGCACUUGCGAGAUCAGCUUGCGCUGGGAGUUACCCCAUCUAAAGUGCCGCAUUGGACGGCAUUCCUGUCGAUGCUGAUAGGGCUGUUCUACAAUAAAACAUUUCGGCAGAAACUGGAAUAUCUUUUGGAGCAGAUUUCGGAGGUGUGGUUGUUACCACAUUGGGUUGAUUUGGCAAACGUUGAAGUUCUCGCUGCAGAUAACACGAGGGUACCGCUGUACAUGCUGAUGGUAGCGGUUCACAAAGAGCUGGAUAGCGAUGAUGUUCCAGACGGUAGAUUUGAUAUAAUAUUACUAUGUAGAGAUUCGAGCAGAGAAGUUGGAGAGUGA